CGAUUAAUAAAAGUUAAGCCACAGUUACAACAAUCAUAGAGAGAAAAGAUAGUAGCAGAGGAAGAAGCAAAGCUAGAGAGAAUCACAGCAUACCUAAGCUAUAGUAGAGCUGAAGCAAAUAACAAAAAUUUCCUGAUUUCCAAGAACAAGACUUAGAUAAUCACAGUAAGCCUGAUCCACUCAAAUUCCAACUAUUUUUCACCAGGAAACUACCAGAAUUCUGCUACUGUAUCUGCUACAAGCCAACAACUAAACAAAAGAGUCGAGACCAGUACCUGUCUUCUUCGUAUCUUGCUCCAUCUUUGGCUAAAAAAGUUAGCUACUUGGAUUUCCUUCUCUGGAAUCAUGGGCAAUUGCUGCUCCGUACAAUGUAGUUUCGAGAAUUUCCUUCUUCGUGGCUGGGAUUUCAUUGUUGGCCAUGCUAAUUAUGUCUGCAAGCUUCAACAAACCCUUCCAACUUUAUCUGCUGCUCUUCAAGAACUGAGGGCACAAAGGAACGACCUGCUAAGGCAGGUUGAUCUUGCAGAACAACGACUAUUGAAGCCAUUUGAGCAAGUUCAGUUAUGGCUUUCAAAAGCAGAAACUAUGAUAACAGAGGCGGAAAAGUUGAUUGCAGAUGGCCCUCAACAAAUGAAUAACUUGUGUCUCGGAGGCUGUGCUUCCAAGAGUUGCCUGUCUAGCUACAAGUUUGGUAAAAAAGUGGCCAAAAUGCUUCAAGAAAUAAGUGAUCAUAAGAGUAAAGGAGCUUUUGGGAAAGUAGCGGAGAAUCAGCCCGCAGCUCCAGUGGUAGUAAUGCCUGUAGAGCAGCCGUUUGCUCUAGAAUCCACAAUCCAAAAGGUAUGGAGUUGCAUCGAGGACGAAGAUGUGGGGAUCAUUGGCCUCUAUGGCUUAGGGGGUGUUGGCAAGACAACACUCUUGAUCGAACUCAACAACAAGUUCAGCACCACACCGAAUGAUUUUAAAGUUAUCUGGGCGUUGGUGUCUAAAGAUUACGAUGUUGGAAAGAUCCAAGAUAGGAUUGGUGGAAAUCUUGGGUUUUCAGAUGACUCAUGGAAGAAUAAAAGUGUUGAAGAGAAAGCUGUAGAUAUCUAUGGGGUGUUGCUGAACAAGAAAUUUGUUGUAUUACUGGACGAUUUGUGGAAGAGGGUAGAUUUGAAACAAGUUGGGAUACCGCAACCAAGCCAAACAAAGGGUUCCAAACUUAUUUUCACAACUCGAUCUUUGGGGGUAUGUGGCGAAAUGGAAGCUCAGAAAAAAAUCAAAGUGGAGUGCCUGGAACCGGAGAAGGCUUGGGAAUUGUUCCAAGACAAGGUUGGAGAUGACGCUCUCAAUAGCCAUCCAGAUAUUCCAAACCUAGCUAAACAAGUAGCUGAAAGGUGCGGUGGGCUGCCUCUUGCACUAAUUACAAUCGGUCGUGCCAUGGCUUGCAAGAAAACACUUGAGGAUUGGAAAUAUGCAAUUGAGAUGUUGAAGAGAUUUGCAUUGCCAAAAAUGGAAAAUGAGGUAUUUCCGCUUUUAAAAUUCAGUUAUGAUAAUUUGCCUGAUGCCACAAUGAAAUGUUGUCUCUUAUAUUGUUGUCUAUAUCCUGAAGAUUAUUGUAUUCCCAAAAAGAGAUUAGUGGAGCAUUGGUUUUGUGAAGGGCUAUUGAAUAAAUUUGACAGAAUUAGUGAAGCUCAAAUGCAAGGUGGCGACAUUAUCAGCUCUUUUCUGAAUGCUUGUUUAUUGGAAAGGGAUGGAGAAGAUUGUGUGAAGAUGCAUGAUGUGAUUCGUGACAUGGGUUUAUGGAUUACACGAGAGUUCGAAGCAACAGAAAAUAAUUUUUUUGUAAAAGCAGGGGCUCAAUUAUUUGAAGAACCAGAUGCUAAAGAAUGGGAAAGUGCAAAACGAAUGUCAGUGAUGAAAAAUAAGAUUAAAGUUCUCAAAGAAACACCCAAAUGCCCUAACCUUCGAACCUUGUUUCUUAGCGAAAAUGAGUUGCAAGUGAUCAGCCAUGGUUUCUUCCAAUUUAUACCUCAUCUAACUGUUUUGGAUUUGUCAAGAAAUGAAGAAUUACGAGCAUUGCCCGAGGGAAUUUCACAAUUGGUUUCUCUAGAAUGUUUUGAUAUAUCAUUUACUGGUAUAGAAGAGUUGCCAAUAGAAUUGAAAUCCUGGACAAAACUAAAAAUGUUGGACUUGAGUUGUAUGGAUAAUCUCAGAAAAAUCCCACAACAUUUGAUAUGUAGUUUUUCCAAGUUGCAAAUAUUCAGAAUGUGGUUCAGAAUGUAUCUGAUAGAUUAUCCUAAUGAAGACAAUGUUUUGAAAGGGGGUAAUGAAAAGCUUAUAGAGGAAUUGAAAGGUUUGCAACAUUUGAAUAUAUUAAGGAUACAGAUAAAAGCCAUGUUUUGUUUAGAAAGAUUCCUAAGCUUUAACUUGUUUCGAUGUUGCACCGAAGCACUAGAACUUAGUGAUUUUAGAGAAUCAAAAGAGUUCAAUGUUUUAUGCUUAGAAAAUUUGGAGCGUCUAAAGAAACUACAAUUCUGCGAUUGUGAAAGCAUGAAUGAGAUAAAAAUGGAAAAGCUGCAUACGUGGGUUUCUUCUAAAGAAACUUCAUGCUUUCACACGUUGAGCGAAGUUAUAAUUAUGGGAUGUAAGAAAUUGAAAGACGUGACUUGGCUGAUGCUUGCUCCAAAUCUAAGGACUCUUUGGAUAGCUGGGUGUGCAAAAAUGGAAGAAAUAUUGAGUGAGGGAAAACUUAGUGAAGUUGCUGGUGUGAUUGGAAUUCCAUGCCCUAAACCAUUUCUGAAGCUUGAAACACUUCACUUAUUUGCUCUAGCGAAAUUGAAGAGCAUAUACUGGGAUGCGCUACCCUUCCCAUGUCUGAAACAUCUUCAUCUACAUGGCUGUCGAGAAUUGAAGAAGCUUCCUCUCAACUCAGACAGUGCAAAAGGGAACCGGCUCAGCAUUGAGGGAAGCAAAGAUUGGUGGGCAGCGAUAGAAUGGGAAAAUGAAGCCAUUCGAAAUGCUUUUCUCCCUUCUUUCAAAUCUGUUUAUGCAUGAAAUGUAGAAAAUAGUAAAAAUUGUAAAAUGGUUCAUUGUGUAUUAAAGAAAAAGAAAAAGAAACUCUUUUACUUUAUACGUUGCUAAUUAUGGUUAAAUUCCAAGAAAAUCAAAUUAUUGGUAACACCCAAAA
Molecule: messenger RNA, 3169 nt
Organism: Gossypium arboreum
Lineage: Eukaryota; Viridiplantae; Streptophyta; Magnoliopsida; Malvales; Malvaceae
Product: disease resistance protein SUMM2-like
Exons: 2
Coding region: 346-3036 (896 amino acids)
Molecular function (GO): ADP binding; protein binding
Source: RefSeq, a predicted model, not a curated record